AUGAAGGUCAUCACCGCGAAUUUCGUGACCUGUGCAGUCAAGGAAUGCAAGACAUCCCUGAGUUCUUUUCCUUUGCACUUUCACGAUGCCGAGCUGGAGAUGCAGGAGCUCGAAUUCCAGCCAGAGUUCAUUCGAAAUGUGAUUCCCCGCAUUGAUUGGGAGGGACUUCGAGUGACAGCGAAUGAGCUCGGAUUUCCUAGUCUACCAGAGUCUAAACCAGAAGGCCAGGCACUCGGUGACGAACAGACCUUGAAAGACCUGCACCGACUGCUGUUAGAAACCCAAGUCAUGGAGGGCAAACUGAUCUGUGGGAACUGUGGGCAUGAGUACGUGAUAAAGGAGGGAAUCGCCAAUUUCCUUCUCCCAAGCCACCUAGUCUGA
Penicillium longicatenatum is the source of this 381-nucleotide messenger RNA. Its product is annotated as RNA methylation protein TRM112. The record is from RefSeq and is a predicted model, not a curated record. Gene Ontology annotation, biological process: peptidyl-glutamine methylation; tRNA methylation; rRNA (guanine-N7)-methylation. NCBI's taxonomy places the organism in Eukaryota, Fungi, Ascomycota, Eurotiomycetes, Eurotiales, Aspergillaceae. Bases 1 to 381 code for a protein of 126 amino acids. Gene Ontology annotation, molecular function: protein heterodimerization activity. The transcript is spliced from 3 exons.